Messenger RNA from Prunus mume (Japanese apricot), 939 nucleotides. The record is from RefSeq and is a predicted model, not a curated record. NCBI's taxonomy places the organism in Eukaryota, Viridiplantae, Streptophyta, Magnoliopsida, Rosales, Rosaceae.
AUGACAGGCGUUUUCCGGCGGUCGCUUUCUUUCCCCAACAAAAUCAUUCCAAAUAACCGUCAGGCAAAAGUGCGAGCACCCAUGUUGUCUCAUCACACCAGAUCCAUCAGUCUCCCAACCAGAUCUCACCCCUUGAUUUCCCAGCUCAAGGAUCACAUCGCUCACCUUCAAUCAUGGGCGACGGCCUCUUUCUCCUUCUCUGAUUGGCUCUGCCAAGGCUUGACCCGCCUCAGAGACUUGCACCACUGCCUUGACGACACUCUCCGCCUUCCUCAAACCCAAGACUCCCUCCGCCGCCUGCGCUCCCACUCCGCCAGCUGCUGCUGGCUCGACAACCUUCUAGACCAAUUCCUUCGCUUUGUUGACGUCUAUGGAAUCUUCCGUACCUCAGUUUUCGCUCUCAAACAGGACCACUCUGCAGCUCAAGUCGCUUUGAGGAAGAGAGACGACUCCCAGAUAGCAUUGUACGUCAGAGCUAGAAAGAGAAUGGCCAAGGAAAUGAUCAACCUUGUCAACCUGGCUGGGGUUAUGAGCGAGGUUGUUCAAGUGACGGUGAUGGUGUCUCUUGCCCUUUUUAACGGAAUCGCUGCAGCACUCUCAUCAGGCGGCCCAACAACGUCAUUAUCAAAAUCGAACAUCUUGUCGUCAAGGUGGUCGUGGAUUAUAUUAUUUUCAAUGGGUUUGAUGAGGUGCAAGGAGGCCGUUGAGGAUGGCGAGUAUCAUAGUAGGAUUAUUGAUAAAGUAGUACAAGUCAAUAAUAUUGGAGUUGAGAGCUUACGAAAUUUAAGAAAGAAAGGAGAAGAAGAGGUGAAAAUAACAUUGAAGAAAAUGCAGGAACUGGAGGUCUCUAUCGCCGCCAUUGAAACUUGCUCUGAAACAGUUUUCAGGAGUUUGAUUUACGCAAGGGUUUCGCUGCUUAACACUCUCACCCUACUCUAA